AUGGAAAUCACAGAACCGGUGCAGCUUGUGCCGACGAACGAGCCCGAAGUCGAGAGGGAGGCCAUUGGAAUCCCAGAACCGGUACGGCUUGUGCCAACGAACGAGCCCGAAGUUGAUAGGAAGGAGGCCUGCAGUACGGCUCGUGCCAACGAACGAGCCCGAAGUCAAGAGGAAGGAGGCUGUGGAAAUCAAGGAUCCUGUGCAGCCGAUGCCGGUGGACAAUGCCAACCCUCAUGA
Messenger RNA from Effrenium voratum, 237 nucleotides. The record is from the annotation of a GenBank genome assembly. NCBI's taxonomy places the organism in Eukaryota, Dinophyceae, Suessiales, Symbiodiniaceae.